This is a messenger RNA of Portunus trituberculatus (swimming crab), 3749 nucleotides long. RefSeq names its product serine incorporator 1-like. Gene Ontology annotation, cellular component: membrane. The record is from RefSeq and is a predicted model, not a curated record. The transcript has 7 exons. Bases 304 to 1863 code for a protein of 519 amino acids. Lineage: Eukaryota; Metazoa; Arthropoda; Malacostraca; Decapoda; Portunidae.
AUUCAUCGUUGCUUUGUCCCUGGCUGGAGUCUGUACCGCCACACUGACAAGUGACAACUGCCGAGGGUUGCCCGCUGGUCUGCACUCUGUCUGUGUCAUCACUGGCGAUUAACUCUUAUCCAGAUAGGAAACAGUGGAAGUCGUUUUACUUCGAGCAGUUUAUAAAUGGAUAGUUUGGUGAGAGAGUAAGCCCUAGUGGUGUGAUGACGCAUCCAGUACAAAUGCUGUGUCUCAGGAAGUGAUUAAUUCCAUCCGGUAUUUUGGACUUGUUUUUUUUUGGAAACCUCUUCAAUUUCAUCCACAAUGUCGGUGAUGUACGGAGGACAAGAACUCAUUCAGGACAAGUCAUGCUUCAGGGCACAAAUUGGAUGUCUGUGUGGCACCUCAUCAUGUCGUUGUUGCUGCCGCUUUUGCCCAAGUGUAAAUGAAUCUACAUCAACUAGAAUUGUUUAUAUAAUGUUUUUAUUCUUUGGUGUAGCUGUCAUGGCCCUCAUGAUGUCGGAGCAUGUGCAGGAAGCUAUCAUGGAAAUGUUUCCUGAUGAGAAUGAAGUAUGUGUAUGGCUGGGUGCAGGAGAGCAAUGUGAGGCAGCGUUGGGCUACACAGCAGUGUACAGGCUUGGAUUUGCAAUCACUGCUUACCAUUUUCUGCUAAUGUUGAUCACAUGUGGUGUGAAAAGUAGCCGAGACUGUCGCGCUGGACUCCAUAAUGGAAUGUGGUUCUACAAGUCACUUGUUCUCAUCUUCCUUUGUUUUGGUUCAUUCUUCAUUCCAGACACAAAUCAUCUGUUCAUCAGUGUUUGGAUGUACACUGCCAUGGCUGGUGCAGCAUUCUUCGUUGUGAUUCAGCUGUUCCUGCUGGUGUUCCUUUAUCACUCUUGGACAGACAAGCUGGCAGCAAGAGUUCACAAUGGAGGGUCUUCAUGCUGCUGGUAUGGAGCAGUAGCAGUAUCAGUAUCAAUUCUGAUGUACCUCAUCUGUGCCUGUGGCGUCUUCCUUCUUGUGAAGUUCUUUGUACCUGAGUUGCGUUGUCGCCUGAACCUUUGGUUUAUAGGUAUCAAUGCUGCCUCAUGUGUUGCAGUUUCAGUUGUGGCCAUAGUAAAGAAAGGUCCAAAAGACAUUCGGUUACGACUUCUUCACUCAUCCCUUGUGUGUGUGUAUGUCAUUUACCUCACCUGGAGUGCCAUUGGUAGUGCUCCUCGUGAGCAUCGAGAGCAGACAGAUGUUUGGAUUGGACCAGGGCAUGAUGUUCACACAAGACCAUUAUUACCACAUGAGAAAUUCUAUUGUGGACCAAAAGUAGAAGACAAGAUGGUUGAUGACAUUCUCCCUUACAUCACUCUGCUUAUUACGUUCAUGACAGUCAUGUACAGUGUUGUAGGCACAGCAUCCCCUGAAAACUGCAAAGCCAUUGAGUUUCCAAGUUGUCCAUCCCAACAGAGUGUACAAAGGCACAACGUUGAAGAUAUUGGAGGACAGAAAGUAGCACGUAAUGAAGCCAGUGGUGUGACCUACAGCUAUCCACUCUUCCAUAUAAUGCUGGGCCUGGCCACACUGUACCUGAUGGUGAGCCUCACCAACUGGUACACUCCCUUCACAGCAAAUCUCAUGACAUUUGGGCGCUCAUGGUCAGCUGUGUGGAUCAAGAUAAUAUCUAGUUGGGUGUGUCUCAUUAUAUAUCUCAUAGUAACAAUCUUCCCGACAUUGCUCCCAAACAGCCAUUACCGCACCGCCCCAAUUAAUGUAUCUGUAAUUAAUGGUUAUGCUGGGAGUCUGCGUAGUGUUCACAGUCUGGAUGACGAGGCAGCUGUUCCACUUUCACCAAGCAAACAAACUGCCACUGUCCAUCAAGAGACUACUGUUUAGUCAACUGAUGGUGUAUUACACUAUGGUAUGGUAAGGAUACUGAUUUUUACAUUAUUUUACAAGGAAGUAAAUUUUAGCAUUAGUAUAGUAAUUGUGAUUUAAGCAGCUGUCUGCCUUCAGUAAGAAAUACGAGUACAUUGCUUAGGCAACCUGUUGUUUGUGACAUACCACGUAUGAGUUAGUACAUUGCUGCAUUGACAAAAGUUUAUAUAUUUUAGGAACAUCACAAAUAUCCUGUAGCUAUUUGGAAUGAUUGACAUUUUUUGUAAUUAGUUGUAAUGAGGCAGAAAAUACAUAUGGUAUUACUUGCAGAUCACCUAAAUUCAGUAGUUAGAGAAAUAUCUCUUACUUCCACUAUUACCUCCUUUAGUCUUCCUACGUUUGACAAGAUAUUUGUUUUCUUUGCUUCCUAAGGGUUGUGGAGCUUCCUACCAUUGUAGUGGCAUCAUCAUGGUGGGUUAAGUAAGAUAUUACUUAGGCAGCCACUGUGUCUUUUCCACUGCAUCAAUGAACAUGAGGUUGGAUAUCAUUUUGCCACGUUCACCAUAUCAUUCAGUAUAGCAUGCCAGGAAAAGUAUUCAAUGGAAAUGUGCCACAUCCUUUAAUUUUAGAUACAAUAGGCAGCUAAAUAGAUUUUAUGAAUAUAGUUAUGUGACAUUUUUACCGUUUACAUCAGGCGUGAGGAACUUCUAGCCUCCGGGAAGUAUAAGGCCUGUGGGGCCGGUGACGUAACUAAAGGGGGACAGAAGGGACUGUCCACCACGGGCAGCACUUUUUUUAGGGGAGCAACACUUGUGGUUCUCACAGUUGUCAGUUUUACACUAUUAGGCCUAUGCAAGCUAUUGAUAAUUAGACAUAGGCUCAUGUUCUUUCUGAUUUGUAGUUAUUCUUAAAACAUUUUAAAGAUUUUUAGUUUCUUUACUCUGCAAGUCUUUUCCUCAAGAUCUCAUUCUUUGUCUUGCUUGGCUUAUCUGGUGGCAUCUUGUAUCCCACUUCAUAAUGUUGUCAUACUUCACUCAGUCUCAUUCAGUCACCCUCACAUCAUAUUGUGUUUUGUAGGUUAUUUGGCAUUCCCUAAUUUUUUUUUUUUUUUUUUUUUUUUUUUUUUUACUUUAAUUGCUUAAGCUUCAGAAGCAUUUUUAAGCUAAGAUUUUUUCUUUUUUUUUUUUUUUUUUUUUUUUUUCUUUCCCAUUUUGGGAAGUUGAGAAUCUCCCUGUAAAUACUGAUGAAUCUCAUAAAGAACUCAUAGUUUUUUUUUCAUACACUGCAUUCCACAAGUUAUUUUUUACAAAAGAUGCUCUCCUGCUUUCUAUUGUAUGGAGUGUUUUGUUUUGGGUAUUUCAUGUAAUUUUUCUUUUCUUUUUUAUAAUUGUUGCAUUUGUAUUUUAUAUUGUUUUAUACUGCAAUCUCAGUUUUGAAUAUUGGUUGCCACAUGAAAUGAUUGACUGUAUAUUACAUGUAAAUGUUUAGUGUACACUGUAUUUUAGAUAGUAAUUUGAUUGUUAUGGCUAAAUAGAUAGAUAGCUUAGGUUAAUUAGAUUCUAUAUAUCAUACAAAAUAUUAUGGAGAAAAAGGCAAUGUGUUAACUAGAUGAUGUUUUGAUAAAUCAAAAGCAAUUUUUGUAUAAUUAUUUUGAAUGUAAUAGUGAUUUUACCCUAAUCUGAGAUGGAAACAACCUUUGCACAUUUCGAUUUGAAUUAUUGUUUUAUAUUUUCAUAAAACUACGUCCAUAAACAGACAGUGUACAACUUAAUCUUGGAUUUAAGUAUAUUUUUUUGUGAAAAAUUCUUUGCCAUCUAUUUUUUUAUAUAUCAAAUUUUGUGGUGUGUAUUUACCUAUUUGUGAUUACAGGGCCUGAGCCGUAGCUCUCUAUGUCCUGUCUCUUU